AUGGUGCGCGGUGGUGGCAUCCCUGUCCGGCAUGGUUCGUGCGUGGCCCACGUGCGGUCCGUCCAGGAGGCGGCAGAGCUCAUGGCCAAGCUCGGCGGGCAGGGAGAGAUGCAGCAGCUCAAGGAGUUCCAGUCCGUGCUGGACGAGGCGCAGGGUUGCCUCGGCCUCGACAGGAAGGUCCAGACGGAGGACGUUCGGCGAGGCUUGGUGCAACGGGGACAGAAUGACCUCGCGAAGGACUUCGUGCUCUGGCGGCAGGGGUGGCGCGCGGUGGCCCAUCCACCAGCCGCAAGUUUGCCGCAGAAGGUGCUGCAGGCUCUUCGCAAGCCGCUCAUGGAGGGCAGCGGUGGUGGCAUCUCCAUGGAGUCGGCCUCCUCUGAGGACGUUGCCCUCGACGAGGAGAGCGAGCUGUUCAAGCGGGCCUCCAGCAAGUCGACAUCGACGGGUGCCCAACCCAAGUUUUUCGACAUCGGCUCGGAGGAGGAUGUCGCCCCGAAUCCCAAAGUGCUGGAAGACAUCAAGGACAUUCUUCUUACGCUGCGAGCAGACAUUCUCAGCCUCCUCGCCCCGAAGGUCAACCAGAGCACGAUGACCAUUGCUGGCGAGGUCAUGGCAGGGGGGGCCUCAGAAUCUGCUGGCGCAGCCAAAGACGAGCAGGCAUCUGACCAGUACGACGGCCUCUCCACUGAGGAGGCCUCGGAGGUUGGAAGCUUCAACUACAACGCCGCUUCAGCCUUGGACUUGAAACCGCAGCCGCCUCCAGGAGCUGCCCCGCAGACGGGGGUGGAGCUGGAGGGUGCUCAGGAGGAGUCCGCUGGUGCAGCCGACGGCGAACAGCUCAACCUCAGGACCGCCAUCCCGACCACCGAGGAUCCGUUCUCGCUCGCGGUCAAAGCCCGCCUCCAGGCCUUGCGGGUGAGUGAUGCGUCCAAGAAUGAGCUAGCGCACCUUUUCGCCACGAGCCUCACCAGGAGAGCCUGCGGCAAGCCGCCCUGCCCUGCCGUCCAGCAUGGCGUCCCCAAGGAGGACGCCAAGUGA
Molecule: messenger RNA, 1038 nt
Organism: Prorocentrum cordatum
Lineage: Eukaryota; Dinophyceae; Prorocentrales; Prorocentraceae
Source: the annotation of a GenBank genome assembly